UAAGCCCGCGCUGCCCGAGGCCACGCCCCUCCCGCCAUGGCGCUGGAGCGGGUGCAGCGGGACCCGGCGGGCGCGGGUCGGUUCGGGUCCGCGGUGCCCGAGCUGUGCCGGUCCCGGCCCUGCGCCCUGGGCGUGGACGAGGCGGGGCGGGGGCCCGUGCUGGGCCCUAUGGUUUACGGGCUCUGCUAUUGCCCCAUUGAGAAACUGGAGGAACUGGAAGCCAUGGGGGUCGCAGACUCGAAGACGCUGUCGGAGGGGGAGCGCGAGCGGCGCUUUGGGCUCCUGGAGGCGGCGAGCGAUGUCGUGGGGUGGGCGCUACACGUGCUGCCCCCCCAGCACAUCUCGGCCUGCAUGCAGCAGCGGGCUAAGUACAACCUAAACGAACUCUCACAGGACACGGUUGCGGGACUCAUCCAGUUCGCGCUGGACGAGGGAGUGAAGGUGGCCCAGGUGUUCGUGGACACGGUGGGCCCCGCAGCCCGGUUCUCGGCGCGGCUCCGUGAGCUUUUCCCGGCGCUCGACGUCACCGUCAGCCCCAAAGCCGAUGGGAUCUUCCCGGUCGUCAGCGCCGCCAGCAUCUGCGCCAAGGUCGCUCGGGACUGUGCUGUGAAACACUGGAAAUUUGAGGAGGAUUUGGGGGAGAUCGACCGCGAUUACGGCUCCGGGUACCCCAACGAUCCCAAGACGAAGCAGUGGCUGCGGCGGCAGCUCCAGCCCGUGUUCGGGUUCCCGGGAUUCGUGCGCUUCAGUUGGGGGACAGCACAGGAGCUGCUGCGGAGGGAGGGGGUCCCCGUGGAGUGGGCUGAUGAUGACCACCAGGCAGACCCCACUGCCCCCUCCUCUCUCCUCUCCUACUUCGCCCGGACACCCCCCCGCCGCCCCCCCCACCGCUUCUUCCAGGAACGAAACCUGCGGCCCCUGGCCGAGCUGUGACCCCCCCCACCCCCCCCAGAGCAGGAGAACAC
Cuculus canorus (common cuckoo) is the source of this 965-nucleotide messenger RNA. It is a transcript of the gene RNASEH2A, whose product is annotated as ribonuclease H2 subunit A. Gene Ontology annotation, molecular function: RNA binding; RNA-DNA hybrid ribonuclease activity. The coding region runs from base 37 to 933 and encodes 298 amino acids. The record is from RefSeq and is a predicted model, not a curated record. The transcript has 8 exons. Lineage: Eukaryota; Metazoa; Chordata; Aves; Cuculiformes; Cuculidae. Gene Ontology annotation, cellular component: ribonuclease H2 complex. Gene Ontology annotation, biological process: mismatch repair; DNA replication, removal of RNA primer.